AUGAAGGUCAUUAUCGCUGGCGCCACUGGCUUUGUUGGGAAACAAGUUGUCGUCCAAUCCAUCGAGAACCCCGAGAUUUCCUCAAUCAUCGUGCUUACUCGGCGCAAUAUCGACGAAAAGCUAAGCCAAAAUCCCAAGGUGCAGGUCAUCCUGCACGAGGACUUCCAGUCGUAUCCGGCAGACCUGCUCGAGCAACUUCAAGGAGUGCAAGGCUGUGUUUGGUGCCUAGGAGGCAAGGUCGAGGACUUCCCCGAUCUUCAGACUGCGAGGAAGGUCGGCGUCGACUUCACCUUGGCCGCCGCAAACGCCUUCGUGGAAGGCAUCUGUCCAAACCUGCAACCAGGACAGAGAUUCCGGUUCGUCUUCUGCAGCGGCAACGGGGCCGAAUGGGACCAGGACAAGAAACUCUGGCUAUUUCCCGACACCCGAAAAUUGAAGGGUGCCGCGGAACGGGGCUUGCUGGACAUUGCCGACGCCAAUCCAGACGUGUUCGAGGCGAUCGUGCUUCGUCCAGGCGGCGUCGUACCCGAUGAGAGCGUCGUACUCGGCAAGAUCGCAUCGCUGAUGACCCCGGUCGUCCCCGUCACUCAGCUGGCGAGGGCGCUGAUUAGAUCUUGCAUCAGCCCGCCACCAGAGAAGGUCGUUGAGAAUCGGGAAAUUCUGCAGCUUGGUUCUUGAUGGUUGGCAAGGUGCGUUUUCAAGGAGACAGGGACAGGGCAGUCUCUCGGUAAAGGCCAGGGCGUUUCCUAUGUUGAGCCUCCCUUGAGGAGCGGGAUUCAACACUGAGCGAUGAUCUUUCUUGG
Messenger RNA from Cladophialophora immunda, 803 nucleotides. RefSeq lists its product as uncharacterized. The transcript has 3 exons. Lineage: Eukaryota; Fungi; Ascomycota; Eurotiomycetes; Chaetothyriales; Herpotrichiellaceae. The coding region runs from base 1 to 678 and encodes 225 amino acids. The record is from RefSeq and is a predicted model, not a curated record.